Molecule: messenger RNA, 3406 nt
Organism: Canis lupus familiaris (dog)
Lineage: Eukaryota; Metazoa; Chordata; Mammalia; Carnivora; Canidae
Gene: IFT70B
Product: tetratricopeptide repeat domain 30B
Exons: 1
Coding region: 276-2270 (664 amino acids)
Biological process (GO): intraciliary transport
Cellular component (GO): intraciliary transport particle B; axonemal microtubule
Molecular function (GO): protein binding; intraciliary transport particle B binding
Source: RefSeq, a predicted model, not a curated record
GACCGGAAGUGGGGUUUCGGUACUGACGGGUCUGGAGGAGUUUUUUCUUGGCUAACGCCGCUCACCUCCGGAGUCUUGGGGACGGGCCGUAUAUGAGACCCUCGCGUUAGUGACUCCGUUCUAACCCUUGUCUGGCCUUUCCCCUGCAAAGCGACUUUAGGAGUCGGGAGCGGGGGGGGAGCAACCCAAAAAAAUUGCAGUAUCCUUUGCGCCUUUCGUUUCCGGGCGGCCGGUUGCCGUGGCAACCAGCGCGCCCCAGCGCCGCGGCGGCGGGCAUGGCCGGGCUGGGCGGCGCGCACGUCCCCGAUGGCGAGUUCACCGCCGUCGUGUACCGGCUCCUCCGCGACGCCCGCUACGCCGAGGCGGUGCAGCUGCUGGGCGCCGAGCUGCAGCGGAGCCCGAGGAGCCGCGCCGGCCUGUCGCUGCUCGGCUACUGCUACUACCGCCUGCAGGAGUUCGCGCUGGCCGCCGAGUGCUAUGAGCAGCUGGGCCAGCUGCACCCGGAGCUCGAGCAGUACCGCCUGUACCAGGCCCAGGCCCUGUACAAGGCCUGCCUCUACCCGGAGGCCACCCGCGUGGCCUUCCUGCUGCUGGACAACCCCGCCUACCGCGGCCGGGUCCUCCGCCUGCAGGCCGCCAUCAAGUACAGCGAGGGCGACCUGCCCGGGGCCAAGAGCCUGGUGGAGCAGCUGCUGAGCGCGGAAGGCGGGGACGACAGCGGGGGCGACGGCGAGCCCGACGGCCAGGUCAACCUGGGCUGUUUGCUCUACAAGGAGGGACAGUACGAAGCCGCGUGCUCCAAGUUCUUCGCGGCGCUGCAGGCCUCGGGCUACCGGCCCGACCUGUCCUACAACCUGGCCUUGGCCUAUUACAGCCGCCGGCAGUACGCCCCGGCGCUCAAGUACAUCGCCGACAUCAUCGAGCGUGGCAUCCGCCAGCACCCGGAGCUCGGUGUGGGCAUGACCACCGAGGGCAUUGAUGUCCGAAGCGUUGGCAACACCUUAGUGCUUCACCAGACCGCCCUGGUCGAGGCCUUCAACCUCAAGGCCGCCAUAGAGUACCAACUGAGAAACUAUGAGGCGGCCCAGGAGGCCCUCACGGACAUGCCACCGAGGUCAGAAGAAGAGUUGGACCCCGUGACCCUGCACAACCAGGCGCUGAUGAACAUGGACACCAGGCCUACGGAAGGGUUUGAAAAGCUACAGUUUCUGCUCCAGCAGAACCCCUUCCCCCCAGAGACCUUUGGCAACCUGCUGCUGCUCUACUGUAAGUAUGAGUAUUUUGACCUGGCGGCGGAUGUCCUGGCAGAGAAUGCCCAUUUGACCUACAGGCUUCUCACCCCCUAUCUCUAUGACUUCUUGGAUGCCAUGAUCACCUGCCAGACGGCUCCGGAAGAGGCUUUCGUUAAGCUUGAUGGGCUGGCAGGGAUGCUGACCGAACAGCUCCGGAGACUCACCAUCCAAGUACAGGAAGCAAGACACAAUAGAGACGAUGAAGCUGUCAAGAAGGCAGUGAAUGAGUAUGAUGACACCCUGGAGAAGUACAUCCCCGUGUUGAUGGCCCAGGCAAAGAUCUACUGGAACCUUGAGAAUUAUCCAAUGGUGGAAAAGAUCUUCCGCAAAUCUGUGGAAUUCUGUAAUGACCACGAUGUGUGGAAGCUGAACGUGGCUCACGUCCUGUUCAUGCAGGAAAACAAAUACAAAGAAGCCAUCGGUUUCUAUGAGCCCAUAGUCAAGAAGCAUUAUGACAACAUCUUGAACGUCAGUGCUAUCGUGCUGGCUAACCUGUGUGUUUCGUACAUUAUGACAAGUCAGAAUGAAGAAGCUGAGGAGUUGAUGAGAAAGAUUGAGGAGGAAGAGCAGCUGUCCUACGAUGACCCCGAUAAGAAAAUCUACCAUCUCUGCAUUGUGAAUUUGGUGAUAGGGACACUCUAUUGUGCCAAAGGAAAUUAUGACUUUGGUAUUUCUCGGGUUAUCAAAAGCCUGGAACCUUAUCAUAAGAAACUGGGAACUGACACCUGGUAUUAUGCCAAAAGAUGCUUCCUGUCCUUAUUAGAAAACAUGUCAAAACAUACGAUCAUGCUCCGUGACAGUGUUAUUCAAGAAUGUGUCCAGUUUCUAGAACAAUGUGAACUUUAUGGCAGAAACAUUCCUGCUGUUAUUGAACAACCCCUGGAAGAAGAAAGAAUGCACACUGGAAAGAAUACAGUCACAUACGAGUCCAGACAGUUAAAGGCUUUGAUUUAUGAGAUUAUAGGAUGGAAUAUAUAGUUAUGUCUGAUAGAAUAUCUUUUAUCAUAAUACCUUUAUAUAUAUUUUGUGGUUUUAUCUAUAUUUAGCUAUAGAUAUUUAUAUUUAGCAUCUUUACAUUUGUCACAUGUUAAACUGUAUAUUUGAAAAGUCAUAUUAAUUAGAUUAAAUAAUCUUAUUGUAACUUUUGACACCUAGAAUAAUAUAUGAAAAAUCAAAACUGAUUGGGACUCUGCAUUUGUUAGAACUUGUAGUGCCUUUUUCUUCUCCUUUGUUAUCAUAUGUGUCUGGUUGUAUUUAGAGUCCCCUGCACAUGGAUUAUAAUUUCCAGGGGCAUGGCACUCUCAAACCCAGUUUGAUAGUGUAGUUAACAUGUAGGAUUUCUAGGCUUUUACUGUUAAGUUUUAGGGAUUGUGUGUUCCUUUCUCACAAUUUACUCUUUAAUUUGAAUAUACACACAUUUUGCAUAGAGUUUAAGAUGUUUUGGCAGGGUUUUUCAAUAUAGAUGUAACACUUUCUGUAACCAAAAUUCCUUAGGUGAUAAAUGUUUGGGUUUCUUUUUCUGUUUUUUUUUUUUUUUUUAAUGUACAAAUUUAGAGGGAUAUCUUGUGCCCUUAGUAUUAUGGUACUAUAGUAUAGAGACAAUAAACAAUUGCUGAAGAAACAAGUUUUCUUUUGUUCCACUUGUUAAUAAUGUGUACAUAUGAACAAGAUACUUUGUUACGUUUUUCAUAACUGCUCUCAUUUAUCUCUAAAUAGUGACUAAUAGCAGAAGUACCCUGAAAACUUAGUUCUAAUUCCUACCUACUUAGGUUACUGUUGGAGUUUUUCUGUGUUGUAGCCUCUUUGGUAAGGAAAAAUCUACACUAUUGCCAUGACCCCACCAAACUUCUUUCCUGCCUCUAUAACAUAUUAAAGGAGGUGAAACCUUAUCUGGUAGGUUCAUAAUGCUAGUUUCACACUCCCAACAUUCCCAAGGAGAACUCCACUCAUUCUGCUUAGGCAUUUUUUUUUCUGAACCAUAUAUGAGCUUUACUGUUUGUUCACUUACUCCUUCUCUACCCAUAAAUGUAACUGUCAACUCCAAUUUAACCUGGCUCAGAAAAAAAAAAAGUAUUAGGUUGAAUGAUAUGAAAUUGCUGAUCUUGAAAGUUAUU